UCCUCCCCUAAGCCAGGGCUGACCACCCCCCCUCUGCGGGGCCAUGGCCAAGCCCUGGGGAAGCUCCACCUUCUGGAACCGCUGAGCUCCCGCACCUGUGAAGCCCAAAGGGCCAGAACGGGUGAGCUGGGGGACCCUGGGCUGGCCAUGUGCCCAGGUGCCUGGCUCCCUGACCAUGUAUCUGUGGUGACCCACCUUUUCUCCCGCCGCCAUGAACCGGUUUCGCAACAUCAAGCGCAUGCAGCCACUCCAGGGACCCUCAAAAUGGGUCCCCACUCUGGGCGAGCUGCAGAAGACCCUCCAGAAGGGCGAGUACCUGCCCCUCCGUCCGCUGCCAAUGUUCGAGAGUAACUUUGUUCAGGUAAACAAUCGAGGGGCCCCCGUGUACGUGCACCACAGAACCAACCGUCUGACCAUGGGUGUGGCUGCCUCCCUGCCAGGCCUGGUACUGCCAGACAUCUUGCUGAUCGCUGAGCGCGGAGAGGGCAAGGAGUGCUCCAACCUCGCCCUCACCAGGAUGCUCCCGCUGGACCUGGCCCACCUCUACGUGCACGACCUGUCUGCCUGGCGCCUGAAGCUACGCCUGGUCACAGGCCGCUACUACUACCUGGAGCUGGACGCCCCUGAUAAUGAGCUUGGCUUCCUGUUUGACCGCUGGAUCCGUCUCAUCAACCUGCUCCACGAGCCGGCCACAACCUGGGCCCCCAGGACCCUGAGCACACCAACCAUGGGCCUGGCCCAUGUGGUACCUCCUGCUUCCACCUGGCGCCUCCAGGCCCAGCCCCAGUCCAAACAUUCAGUCAUGAUUGCCAAGCCCACAUUUCCUUACAAGCUGAUGGCAUCUCAGAGACAGAAGAAAACCAAGACCCUCAAGCGCAGAUUCAAGUCUCAGGCCGUGGGCGAUUCUGUGCCUCUCAUCUGGUCACGUGCGGAGCAUGCUCAAGCCAAGAAGAAACCUACAGAAAAGUCCCAACCAAAACUCUACCUGGACACAUCUCAGACAAAAAUCCAGGUUUCUGAGAAGCCCAGCAUCACCAUCCGUACCAUCUUCAGCAUCAUUUCCAACACCAUCAACCACACACAGUCCUCUUCCAAGGGUCACUCAUCUGACUCGGAGGUGGGCACAGUCCUUGGAGGCUUAGUGGAGACCCCUGUCCGGUGCAUCUCGGAGGACAGCCAGGAGCAUUCCCUGGUGGGCUCCUAUGACUGCUUGGACGCCUACCUGUGGCAGCAGGAUGUUGAAGACCUGAUGGACCCGGAUACCAGCACCUUAUCUUCUUCCUCCUUCAGCCCUGCACCUGGCCCUCCAGCCUUCUACUUCCCUCAUGCUUUGCCCUCUGGCCAGAAGCACAAGGGAAAGGCCGGGCAGAGGCCGCGGCCAUCGCGCUCCCAGAAGUCCCCAUCUACCCGGGCCACCUCUUCGAGGGUUCCAUUCAUCCUCGACCAGUCCAAGAAGGUCUCGGCAGUGCGCGCCCCAUCCCAGAAGACCUCGGCUGCCCCUGGCUCAUCCCGGAGGGUCCCCACUGUGCCUGGUGCCCCUCAGAAGGUCCCCACUGCGCCUGGUGCCCCUCAGAAGGUCCCAGCAGCACAGGGACCAUCUCGGAAGGCGACACCUGUAGCGACCACCUCCCCAAAGGCCCCACCAGCUCACGGUGCAUCCCGGAAGCCCCCAGCUGCCUCGGCUGUUUCUCGGAAGGCCCAAGCCAUACCUGCCCCAUCUCGGAAGCCCCCACCCAUGUUGGCUACUCCUCAGAAGCCUCCAGCCGUACCUUCCCUGUCUCAGAAGUCCCCACCCACCCUGGCUCUUCCCCCAAAGGCUGUGUCCCCCACUCUCCAAAGGAAGAAACCUUUGUUCAUCCCUACCCCAUCCCAGAAGGCUGUGACCUCACCUAGUCGGUACAAGAUGACCCUGGAGAGGGCUGAUUUUGGCCUGGGGCCCGAGAUAGGUCCUAGAAGGGAUGCGGCUGAGAGAAGGAAGCAGGAAGGGGCACCCCAGCCCAUGUUGUUCGUGGGCACCCAGGAGAUGGACGUACUGGAGACAAGGACCCAGAAGACAUCCAUGGAGCUGCCUUUCACCACCACGAAGAAGCAGUCAGAGGAAGUCGUGAUCAGCAAAGCCCGGGAGAUCACCCUGGAUGGUCUGAAGGGCUGGGGCUUGCUGGAGGACAAGGUCCACAGAAAGAAGGAGAAGAUAUCCCUGGACAUGCCUGGCUUCAAAUCCAAGGAGAGGGCAGAGCAGCAGAGGUGGUUCAAGGCCCAGGAGCUGGCCAUCGAGGGAGGUCCAGAGGAGCAGAGCAGGCCCUUCUCGGUAGAAGGCCUCACGCUCGCCAAGAUGAUGAUCAUGGCCAACUGCAAGGAGCCCCCCCGGAGACAAGCUGCAGUCGGCCUGCCCUCCUGGCUCUCGGCUCCCCAGGCAUCUAUGUCAGCAGAGGGCAUAGGGCCCCUCAGUCCCUGUUCUGCACCCUUGCCAGAGAGGAAACCAGUGGCAGCUAGGAAGCAGUCCCCAUUGGGUCCCUGGGUGCCCUCGUCAGAGAGGAAAGCAGCGGUGGUUAGGGAGCAGUUGGGCUCUUGGGCGCCCUCUCCAGAGAGGAAACCAGUGGCAGUUAGGGAGCAGUCCCCAGUGGGCUCCUGGGCACCAUCGAUGGAGGGGACCCUGGCAGGGUUUAGGGAGCAGUCCCCAUUGAGCUCCUGGGCACCCUCGACGGAGGAGCCUUCAGUGGGGGGUAGGGAGCAGUCCCUGGUGGGCUCCUGGGUGCCUUCGAUGGAAGGGACCCUGGCGGGGUUUAGGGAGCAGUCCCCAUUGAGCUCCUGGGCACCCUCGACGGAGGGGCCUUCAGUGGGGGGUAGGGAGCAGUCCCCGGUGGGCUCCUGGGUGCCCUCGCCCGAGAGGAAACCAGUGGCAGUUAGGGAGCAGUCCCCGGUGGGCUCCUGGGCGCCCUCAACAGAGGGGACCUCCGUGGGGGGUAGGGAGCAGUCCCCGGUGGGCUCCUGGGCGCCCUCGAUGGAGGGGACCUCAGUGGGGGGUAGGGAGCAGUCCCCGGUGGGCUCAUGGGUGCCCUCGCCCGAGAGGAAACCAGUGGCAGUUAGGGAGCAGUCCCCGGUGGGCUCCUGGGCGCCCUCAACAGAGGGAACCCCGGCGGGGGGUACCCAGCAGUCCCCGGUGGGCUCCUGGGUGCCCUCGAUGGAGGGGACCUCCGUGGGGGAUAGGGAGCAGUCCCCAGUGGGCACCUGGGUGAAGGGGAAAAUACAUCGGUGGGCAGAGAGGAGCAGGCAUCAGUGGGCAGAGGAGAAAGCAAAUGUGGAGGAGCUGUUCCAGGACACCACGGGGCCUUCUGAGGUGCCCUACCUCCCCAAGCAGGAGAUGGGCAGUGUCUCCAGCAGCCAGAAGAUGGACAAUGUCUCCCUGUCUCCCACCUCUCUGUCUGUGUCAGAGGGGGAGGAUACAACCCGGUCACCAACCUCACUGACCCCUGUGUCAGAAGUGGGAGCUGGGGUGUCCCCACCGCUCAGCAGCAUAUCUCAAGAGCCUCGCGAGCCCAAGGAGAUGUCAGACCUCAGCCCUGUGACCACCACGGGGCUGUCCUCAACGGGUGUCUCACCCUCGCCCUUGGAAGUUGAGAGCGGGAUGGACCUGGCUGCCAGCGGGGAUAAGGAAGAGGAACAGGAUGUCUUCAGCCCUUCAGCCAGCAUGCUCAGUACCGAGAGCCCUCAAUAGCGGGAUUCCGAGGACUCGAUCUCAGUUGCCAAAGUGUCCAAAGGAGCCCAGCCUGGCCAGGCCCCCAGGGUGCUGUGCACCUUUACCGUAAGAAGCAGGGUGCUGAAAAGGCCGGGCGGGAGUAUGCUCUCUCUCCGGCAGAGACCAGAGCUAUCUAUACCUUUAUAUAUUGGGGGGGGGGGGCGGGGAGCGGGACGGGGGAGAGCCCGCGGGGUGGCCCAGCUUCGCAGAGAUUAAAAGCCUGAGUCAGACUCAGCAAAAGUCGUGCCUGGGUGCCUGUGUGUGCGCGGGGGACCCUCAAGAGCUUGGUGGGGCUGGGGGCAGGAGGCUGAAGGGAGGUCGGCGCAGAC
Lutra lutra (Eurasian river otter) is the source of this 4065-nucleotide messenger RNA. RefSeq names its product golgi associated RAB2 interactor family member 5B (gene GARIN5B). The record is from RefSeq and is a predicted model, not a curated record. The transcript is spliced from 11 exons. The coding region runs from base 212 to 3715 and encodes 1167 amino acids. NCBI's taxonomy places the organism in Eukaryota, Metazoa, Chordata, Mammalia, Carnivora, Mustelidae. Gene Ontology annotation, cellular component: nucleus.